This is a messenger RNA of Sebastes umbrosus (honeycomb rockfish), 10325 nucleotides long. RefSeq lists its product as uncharacterized. Bases 388 to 6288 code for a protein of 1966 amino acids. Lineage: Eukaryota; Metazoa; Chordata; Actinopteri; Perciformes; Sebastidae. The record is from RefSeq and is a predicted model, not a curated record. The transcript has 22 exons.
CCGCCAGCUGGAGGAGAUAAAGAACAACGGACCUGUCAGCCGGCCGCCAUUAAAACACAACAUCAACACAACGAUGCUGUCUGUUCACACUGUAACCUGCUAUAAACAUCUAUUAUAAGUUUAUAUCAGUGAACGGAUUCUUUGUGAAGCUCUGACACGGAAAGGAAAUGUAGCUACCGACCGGAACCGACCCGGUGUUCUGUUGAGUAGCUGUUAACGCUCGGUAGCUUAGCUUAGCAUAGCUAGCUUCAGCUGUUAACUUCAGCCGUUUGCUUCAGCCGUUAGCCGUUAACUCCAGCCGUUAGUACAGUUAACUUCAGCCGUUUGUUUCAGCCGUUAGCCGUUAACUUCAGCCGUUAACUUCAGCCGUUUGCUUCAGGAGAGGAGAUGGGACGAGGAAGCCGACCCCCCAUGGGACCGCCGGGUGAUAACGGACCUCCGUUCGACAUGGGUCCGCCUGGUUGGGGUCCUCCGCCGCCCGGUGGAUGGGGGCCACCGCCCGAUGAAUGGGGCCCCCCGCCGCCCGGAGGAUGGGGUCCAAGAGGCCCUCCGCCGCCUGGAGGGUGGGGACCGAGAGACUCUCCUCCGCUCGGCUGGGGACCAAGAGGGGGCCCAUCACCGCCGGGCUGGGGGCCUCAUCCAGAUGACUACAGACCUCCUCACCCUGACGACUGGCUGCCUCCCCACCCCGAUGACUACAGACCUCCUCACCCAGAUGAUUGGAGACCUCCUCACCCAGAUGAUUGGAGACCCCCUCAUCCAGACGACUGGAGACGCCCUCACCCUGACUACAGACCUCCCCACCCUGAUGACUACAGGCCUCCUCACCCUGACGACUGGAGACCCCCUCCGGGCUGGGGACCCCCUGGCUGGGGUCCGGAACGUCCCCCUGAGCCGUGGGGGCCCGAGCCAGUUCCCCCCGGACCCUUACCACCUGUUGCCCCCGGACCUUUACCACCUGUACCUCCUGUAGCGUUCCCUCCUCUACCCCCUGGACCUCCUCCGGAUCCCGCAGCCUUCGGACCGGUGUCCAUGCCGCCUAUCCUCCCUUCAGCCUGCGUGCCUCCUUCAUUGGGGUACCCGAGCUACCCUCCUCCUGGCUGGCCAGGAGGCCUGGAGCAGCUUCCUCCGCAGCCCAUCGUGGAGGAGGUGAUGCUCAACCCGCCGCCCGAUCAGCCUGAGUGGAUUAAAGCGUUGAUCUCGGCUCCGGGCGCUCAGUCCACUUUGGGGGAAACUAAGAAACCUGCCGAGGAGCUGGCCGUCACAUCUGCGGCUGACCCCGCCGCUGCCCCGAAACCAAAACCCAAACUGGAUCCCAGCAGGACCACCAGAGCGCUCGGCCUGCUGGGAAAACGAACGUUUGAUAAGCCUCCUCCAGGCAGGUCUACAGGGAUCAUCUCAUUCAUCGGGCCCUCGUUCGGCUACAUCGAGAGAGAAGAUCUGCAGAAGUUCACCUUCAGCUUCGCGGCCUUCUUUGGAAACCCCAAAGCCAUGACGCCCGGGGUCAGAGUUCACUUCACCGCCUGCAAGGAGAAGAAGAACAGCUUGAUAGCGACGGAUGUGAAAGUGGCGCCGGGUGGAACGGAGAACGUGGACACGGAGAUCUACGAGGCGGUGGUCAGCCAGCCCAUCACGGAGCCUCAGCCCGGCGAGCGGCAGUACCCGGGUCAGGUCCACGUGGACAUCGGGCCGCUGAGGACCAACCUGACGUUCGACAGGAAGGACAGCACGGUGACGCUGCUGAAGAAUGACCAGGUGCUCAUCAACCUGCUAACCGACAUCGUCACGGAGAAGAGGAGAGCCACCAACAUCAAACCCAAGAUCCCGUCCACCUUCAGAUUAACCGACGAGAUCAGAGAGGAGGGAGUCAUCAUCAGCCUGAACGACAACGAAGGCGUCAUCAAGUCUGACGAACACGGCGAGCUUCCCUUCAACGUCAAAGAGAACUUCAGCGACGUAGAGUUCACUGCCGAGGACGUCAACGAGGAGGUUGAGUUCACCGUCCUCACGCUGAAGGGGGGGAAGCAGGCCAUCAGGAUGCGGCGAGUGAAGGAGCCCCUCCUCCUAACGCUCUCCGCCGCCACUGCUGCUGCCGCUGCCACUGCCGGCGACGAGGAGGCCGACGAUGAAGAAUCUUUUCUCAGUCCGAAAUCCGGUGUCAGGCAGGAGCUGGGAGUCAACAUGAUGCUGGACCCAGAGCUGUAUGAGGGCAUCGUCAGCCAGACAAUCAUCGAGCCCACGCCUAACAUGAAGGGUUACCCGGGUCAGAUCCACGCCAACAUCGGCCCCUGCAAGACCAACGUGACCUUCGACCACCGAGACUGCAGCGUGACGCUGCUGAAGAACGACCACGUGUUGAUCAACCUGCUGGUGGACGUGGUGACGAAGAAGAGGAGAGCAGCCAACAUCAAACCCAAGAUCCCCUUCACCUUCAGCUACACCAGAGAGGAGAGAGAGCUGGGCGUCAUCACCUUCCUGGGUCCGAAAGAAGGAAUCGUCAACUCGGAGGAGCACGGCGAGCUUCCUUUCGACAUCUGUGAGAACUUCAGCGAAACCAAUUUCAACACCAAAGACAUCCACAAGGAGGUGGAGUUCACGGUGGCCGAGGUGAAUUCAGAGAAGAGAGCCAUCAGGCUGAUGAGGACGAAGAGGGUUGAGGACCAAAUCCUGGAAGAGCAGAAGAAACGGGAGGAGGAGGAGAAGAGGAAGAGGAGGGAGGAGGAGGAGAGGAGGAAACAAGUGGAGGAGGAGAGGAAGAGGAGGGAGGAGGAGCUGGAGGAGAAACGAAGAGAGGCGGAGAGGAAGAAGAGGGAGGAGGUGGCGCUGGCGCUGGCAGCGGCCAAAUGCAAAUGGACGCCGCUUGGCUUCCACAUCAGAAACCCCGACACGCUGGACGACAUCAGCAAGGAGCGAUUCCAAGGCACCGUCCUCCGAGCCAUCUCCAAAUAUCCACGUAAGGAGAUCAAGAAGGAGCCGGAGGAAAACAAGGAGGGACCAGGAGCUGGACAGAUGCUCCCCGGACAGGUAAAAAUUAAAGUGGAGGAAAUGGAUGAAGGUGAGAAGGAAGAGGCGGAAGGAAAACCUGAAGGAGAGGAGGGAAAGGAGGAAGAGGAGGAGGUGAAGAAGAAGAAGCAGUCUGUGGAGGCUGGAGGUGGAGCGGCGGAGAAACCGGACCCAGAGAUGGGUCGACUGGUGAUGACCAUCGACGGUGAACAGAAGCAGCUUACCUUCGGUCCCAACGACCUGCUGAGCACCGCCACCAUGCUGGACGGAGACAAGGUGCGUUUCAACAUCGCCACCCAUCAGGAGACCAAAGAGGAACGAGCCGCCUACGUGGAGAUCCUCCCCGACUCCUUCGAAGAGUCCAUCGAACAACGCCGACACGGCAUCGUGAUCGAGUUCUCCCACGCCACCGGAAUCAUCAAGUGUGCUCAGAACCCUCAGCUCUACUUCCACAUGUCAGAGGUCAUUGAGAAGAAGAGGCUGGAGCUCAACGAGAAGGUCGAGUUCAGCGUCGUCCCUCAUGAAACGGCAGAGGGGGGAAACCAGGCCAUCAGGAUAAAACGUUUCACCGAGAGCGUUUUCCUCCCCGUCAGGAAGUUGGGCGGUGUCGGGGCGAGUAAAGGAAAGAUGACCAUCAAGCUGGGUAAAGCUUCAGAAGACACUGAGGAUGAAAAACCAGAGGCAGACAAGCUGAAGGCGGUGGUGAAAAAUCUUAGAACGCAGGACAUCAAGACCAGAAGGGAUUAUGGUGCCUCUCGCCGUAGACAUGGCAGGAGCAGGAGUCCGAGUAGGAGUAGGGCCAGGAGUAGGAGUAAAAGUAGAAGCAAGAGUCCGCCCAGAGACCAGUUUGGACGUAUCGGCAAAAAGAGACGCAGCCCCAGCCCUGACCGCGACCGUAAAAGCAGCAGGUACAGACGAAGCCGAAGCCGAGAGAGGUCAAACAGGCCCACCAAGAGGCGCACGAAGAGCCGCAGCAGGAGUCGCAGCCGAAGCAAGAGCUCCGGCAGGAGUCGCAGCAGGAGCAUGGAGAGAAGCAAGGAGGUGGCCAUGAAGAAGAGGAGCAAAAUCAGCAGAGAGCACGAAGAAAGUCACAAGAGGAGGAGGGAGUUAAGCCCUCCUCCCAGACGCGGCGCAGUCGUGGAUGACGAGCUGGCGAGGAAGAAGCGGGAGCUGGACGAGCUGAAUGACAUGAUUGCCUACAAAAAAUCGCUGGUGGACCCUAGACAGAGGACCUGCAUAGACUACGACCAUGGUCGGAUCGCUGUCCCACUCACUGAAUACAAACCAGUCCGGUCCAUCCUGAAGAAACGACCAGAGGGACCCGAAUACCUCCACCGGCCCUAUGACGAUCCUUAUUAUGACCGGCCAUACAGUCCUUACCAAGAUCAGCGGUACGGUGACCGCUCCGGUGAUCCGUUCGCCAGUCGUUCCUACACUGAUCGCCCUUAUGGUGAGCGUUCCUACAGUGAUCGCCCUUAUGAAAAUCAUCCCUAUGGUGAACCUUCGUAUGGUGGCCCUCCGUCUGCCAGCCAGCGUUACACUGAUCGCUACGAUGUUUAUGACGAACCAUAUGACGAUCGCUACCAUGACCCAGCAUAUGCGGACCGACCAUACAAUGAUUCGUAUCGCCCUGUCAAACAGAGCCAGUCUCCAGAUCCUCAUGGUCCCUCACCUUCUUCUCAGUCCGGCCAAUAUCCUGUAGCCUCCAGCCAACCUCCCUUGAUGAAUCCUGCUGCCACUUCAUCUUCCCAACCCCCUUUAAGACCUCCUUCUCCCACAGAACCGCCUCCUAGAAGCCCGUCUCCGACACCGCAGAACACAACACCACGCCAGGCACCUCCAGCGUUGAAACCACCCCUCGAUCGCUUUCUUGACAUGCUUAAUAAAAAGGUGGAUGCUGAAAAGAAAUCAGAACCGGUUUAUGUGAACGAUGACCUUCUCCCUCAUGAGCGGGCGCUUCAAGAUGGCGGGGGUUUCUCUCGUAUUGUGGGAUUGGCUCAAGAGCAACCCAGCAGCAGUCUAGCUCUAGAAGAGAAAAAUACACCGCUAAUCCCUAAAAGGUCCUCAGUAGAGAGAACAAGUGAGGAACCAAAGAUCAAGACAGAACCCUACGACAAGAUCCAAAGUCUACUCCGUACGAUCGGCCUGAAGCUGAGUACAGGAGAUAUGUCCAAACUGGCGAGCCGAGCCCAAGAGAAAAUCUACAGCCCCAAGUCCUCAUCCACAGAAAGAGAGAUUUUGUCGUCCCCAAGAGAAGAACUGCAAACGAGUAGAACCGGUUCCAUUGAAUCGGAUCACAUCCAUUCGCCCUCACCUGCCAGGUCCUCCAGUCUGGAGCCACUCAGCAAAUCUAAAGCUGUCUCGGAGUAUGAAGGAUUCCUGGACCAGCAGGAGUUGGAGGCACUAAAGAAGGCGCAACAGCUGCAGUGUUUUACCAAGACAAUGGGGAGCACACCCUCCACCACUCCUCCUCCAAAACCUCCUCCCGGGCCUCCACCUGCCAACUACCAACAUCCAACCCUACCAAUCAACUGGCCCGUUGGAGUCACUACCCAGAUUCCCACAGAACAGGAGCAUGGGCACAGCAUGGGCACUCUAGCUCCUCCUGCAGCUGGUCAACCACCCCAGAGAUUUGGACUUCCUCCAGGACCUCCCCCUGGACCUCCUCCACGGCGUCCUGGACAGCCUCCUCCAGGACCUCCACCUGGACCUCCACCCCGUCGCCCUCCCGGAACGCCUCCUUUUGUUCCACCCUCCAGUCAUGCAGUCUUUCCUUUAAUUGGCCAGCCUCCUGCAGCUCCACCCCUUAACUCCUCAAUUCCUUUGCAGCCUUCAACCACUGCCGCAGUAUCACCACCACCAUCAACACCUGCAACAUCGAGUCCUUCAAACAAUAGCCAAUCAACCAUCUCUACGACCGUGUUUAGGUGCCUGAAGGUCAUAGAGACGGUGAAAUCUCUGGCUGGGCCAAACAAACCGGUCAAAUCAGUCCAGUUCAGUUUACCCACUUCAGCACCCAUUCCUCAGGCCUUCGCCGAGCCGUAUGAUGAAAUAAAGACCAAGCAGAAGGAGAAGCUGGAUUUGUAUAACCAGAGGGUUUUGGAAAAGAGGGAGCAACACUACAAGGAUUGGCUAACCAAACGGAAACGGAGUUCAAAGUUGGACGAGUGCAAGGAUGUCAAAUGGAUCUUCCCAGAGCUCGAUGAUCACUGCAAGAAGGUUUGUCCUGGAAAUGGCUUUAUAUCAAAUGUUCUAGCAUCUCCUGUGCUAGAACUUCUGACGUAGUGCCAGAGCCUCUGUACAUAGAUACCGCUACGACUUGACACGGAGCCUUAAACCCGUCCUCAGGGUUACCUAGACGUCUUAAGUGCAUUGCAGAGCUACAACGUCGUUCUUCUGCCACAGCCGUUAGCAGAGCCUAAUGGUUCGUCCCAGAAAAGAAGAAAGAAAAGAAGCCAACUUCAAUCUCAACCCCACAAAGUAACAUCUUUUUCCUCUUCAUAUGGUGACACCGUUGGUAUCUAGUUUAAUUAACCAGGAGUCCAGAACGCAUAAUAAUAUAGUCAGAUGAGUUUAUGAAAGGUUAAUACAGGCAUGUUUUUAUUAAGGUUAAGUAUUGUUUAAAAUUUCUAAAUACCAGCACUGAUACCAACACUGUAUAUACUUUGAUACUUUACUUGAUUAAAGUAUAAGUACCAACUUGGGUACCUUUUCAGUACUUGAUACUACAGACCCACUAUGGUCAGUACCAAAACAUGAUUGAGGCACAAUACCCAGCCCUAGUAGUUAGCUAGACAUGUAGAUACAAUGAUACUGUCAAGCAAGAUAGUUUUUCUAGGUUUGGGUAUACCGUUUACAGCUUAGAUACUGUUGCACUCAGUGGUCAGUGGGUACAUCUUCCCAUUUCUACGGACAUCUUCCUGGUCUGCAGUGGCAAAGCUGGUACUACAUUGGGACCGUCCAAACUACAAGGUCUAGAAUAUAUUUGGAUGCAUGCAAGAGCAAAAUACCUUCAGUCCUGCUUCAUGACAGCGGUCAAAAGGCCCAGACACACCAAACCAACAUCAGAAAACUAGCGGCGAUGAAGGCUGACUGUUGCGUCGCCUCAUAUCGCCUUUGUUUUGCUCAAUAAGUUGCACUCGAACACACCGCAAAGACUAUAGCCGAUGGCUGCGUGAGAGGAAAUAACUCUCCACACCAGGAAACCAGAAGACGGUGCGGGACAUGGCACAAAAAAUAGGCCGACCGCCGCUCAACCACGGCCCCAAACUGUCUGACGGCCGACUGUCGGCUUGGUGCGUCAGGACCUUUUAAACUCUAUAGCUAUAGCUCCAGAGGAUACUUUCAUUAGGACUACAGAGAGAUGCUAAAGGAUUUUCUCAAAUAUUACGUUCCAUCAAAACAAUCUCAGCACAGUACCCGACACUAAGAAGCUGUACUCAAACAGUGACCACUGAGUGUAAACACAGCACAGCUAGCUCAAAACGCCAUCGCUAAGCUUCGAUUGAUGUUCAUUGACAGUAAAGCCUUUAACUACAUGUGCUGCUGUUUGAAUAAACCUAGAGCUGUAGAAGGAAGGCCAAGAUAAAGAUAAAGUAUGUAGUACUUUGGUAGUACUACUCACUCCUACUUAAGAUUGGUUAGCGGCUCUCUCAGUUCAGCUAGUUACGUAGCUGACAUAUGCUACACAAAGACAUGAAAUGCACUCAACCAAUACUCUGGAACAGGACACAGUAGGCCUUUUAGGUUUAGACGGCUUUUACAGACAUGGCUUAAAUAAUCCAGGACACACUCUAGUCAGAGUCGCCUAGAUGUUAACAUCUAGGGUUGUAUCGUUAGGAGUUAAUGUAGGGGCCAAUCUAAGAGAGAAAGUUCGGAGGUUAAUUACAGGUUUUUGUCCAGAAGCUGGUUCUUGUGAGUUUUCAUAAAUCAUUUCAGCUUUCUAAGAAUUUCAUACAGCUGUGAAAUUCCAACCAGUUAUCACUCCCAACUCGUCAGAUACCGACGCACGGGGUACCCUUCAUGCAUGCUCUUGGACGGACCGGAGACGGCGUGUCAAUAUACGCUCGUUACAUGCAUAGUGUAAACGGUCGUGGUUGACGUUAACUUCACUGACUAGCGACUCACGUGACUGACGAUACCAACGACUCAAGUGACUCACGGGAUUGACGAUACGAACGACUCAAUUGACACAUGGGACUGACGAUUCCAACGACUCAAGUGACUCACGGGAUUGACAAAACCAAUGACUCAAUUGACACAUGGGACUGACGAUACCAACGAUUCACGGGACUGACGAUACCAACGACUCACGGUAUUGACGAUACCAACGUCUCAAUUGACUCACAAGCCUGACGAUACCAACGACUCAAGCGAUUCAUGGGACUGACGAUACCAACGACUCAAGUGACUCAUGGGACUGACGAUACCAACGACUCACUUAGUUUCACACGGGACACGAACGGCGGUCUUCUGGUUGAAAGUCUUGUUUGUUUGACCCAUCCUCCCCUCCCUCCCGCCCUGAAAGGACUCUCGCGCUAUUAAGCGUCAGUUGCUUCAACCGUUGAAUAACGUCGCAAGUGGAUUUACAUGUAUUACAUACAUACAGUCGCUAAAGGGCGCUUCCGUAUGUCCGUAUCCGAUGGCAAGAGGCGCUGACGAGUUGGGAGUGAGAACGAGUUGGAUAUUUAACUUUCAUUCCAGUUUCCCUCUUAAAGAGAAAACUAAUAUACAGUAUAUAUUUCUAACAUGUUACUCAGGUACUCUGGUCCAUCUACUAAACAGAAAUGCAAGCCAUGUUCGUGAAAGCCUUACGAGUGUUUUACUUUCUCCAUCAAGGCCUGACUCGUCCUCUCCUGAAUUUUGUGUGUCACAUCCAAUACAUUGCAUUUUUGACUGUGGUAAGUCUUUGAGGCAGGUCAUAGUAAAGCUGUGAAGGGUAAGUCAAGUUUGCAUAAACCUGAGUGGAGUGUAGCUGCGAUUUCCGGUUAUCCAGAAAAGUGACGUUUUAACAGAAGAUCCAGAAGACAACUCUUCUUUGUGACCACGCAAAGUAAAGCCUCCCUAAUUCAUUUACAGUGAAGCAAGUUAGUAUUGUACUCGUAACUUAUUUCAGUUAAGGAUAUGCUUUUACUUCAUUGUUUAUGACAUUUGCAAGCAGAAUUGUAGUCCAGGUCACCAAACCUCAAGUCCAGGUCCAGUUCCAGCCCUUCAGUUGAUUUAUCCAAGGCCAGGUUAGAGUCGCCGAGUUAAUGUUGAGUCAUGACUGAGUCACCGAGGUAAGGAUCCAUCAUUUCACAACUACAGACUGGUUUCUCAUUGUUAUCCGGCAGAUUAUAUCAGCUAUAGCCUCAGGAAGCUAACGUCGAGAGCUUCCACCAUCAUGUAGGGCUCGUCAGUCAGCUAUCAUUAACUUCAGUCAAGUGGUCAACUCAAUAUAUGCAACCAGUAAAUGCUCCUUUAGAAUGAUACGGUCAUUAUUAAGUAAUGUUACAUAUUGUGUCCAAGCUAAAUUUGUAAUUGUUUUAAAGUUUAGCCCAAAUCUAUCACGUACAUAUCAACCUAAAUCACCUUCUAAUAACUGUGAAUUGGGAAAACAUUCUGAGCCAUGACCUAGCUUUUCCUUCCAGUCUGAAGCUAACGUUAGCUCAGGAAGCUAACAUAGAGAGCUUUUACCAUAGGGGUCAUGUGUAUAAUGUCAUGGUAAUUUAUGUCAUUGCAUUAUAAUCCAUGAUAGUUUUUAAGAAUGUGGGUUUGAGUAAUAUUACGCAGCCUCUUGUCCAAGCUAAAUUUGUUGACUUUUUAAUCAGCUAGUGUGUCACAUUAGUGUUGAAGCUCAUGAACUCCCUUUUCCUUUCAGUCCGUGAAACUAUCUACGUUAGCUCAGGAAGCUAAUGUAGAGAGCAUUUAACAUCAUUUAGGGCUCAGUUGGAUAUCGUUAGCUUUGGACUUACUGGUAGUCGGUCAUCAAUAUGGUAAGUAACUCUAUACCUAACAUCAAUGACUGUGACGCCAUUGUAAAUUAUCAUGGUGAUUACUGUUACCCGUCAUUUUUAAGAAGUAUGUAGCAGCGUGCACCGGCUAAAUUUGUCCACUUCUUAAUAAACUAAGCCCACUACAGCAGUAUAGCACAACAGUGUUUUUAGCUUUAAUACCAGUGAACGGGACCCUCUAAAUUCUGGACUUUAAACUAGCCUGUGAAACUAAUGUUAGCUCAAAGAGCUAACGUAGAGAUCUUUAAGCAUUGUUCAGAGGUCGCCAGUCAGAUACCGUUAUCUUUAGCGGUUCGUUAUUGAUGUUAGCUUUGAGUUACGUCCGUGAUA